This is a messenger RNA of Olea europaea var. sylvestris, 1002 nucleotides long. RefSeq lists its product as uncharacterized. The coding region runs from base 267 to 704 and encodes 145 amino acids. Lineage: Eukaryota; Viridiplantae; Streptophyta; Magnoliopsida; Lamiales; Oleaceae. The record is from RefSeq and is a predicted model, not a curated record. The transcript is spliced from 3 exons.
AUGGAAAUGGAGCAAAAUUCUUCUGACAAUUGAAUCUACUGACUCUGGAUCCACGGUAACCAAUAUUUAGGUUAACAGAGAGGUUCAUUCUUUCACAUCUUUUUUUAUGUACUUUUGAUGCAUGUCGUAUCAUUAGCGAACCUAGUGCUUUGGAGACCACGGCAGUGGGUGGCGAGCGAGGACAAGCAGCCGAGCAACAGCAGCAAGCUGGACCCCAAAUACAAGAUGUUGUGCGAAGAUUUCAAAUUGCAGUUCAGCUUGAUUUAAUGCUCAUGUUAAAGCUGGCAGUAGUUAUUUAUUUGUUCAACAAAGAUGGAUCAAGGAAACGGCUUGCUCUCCACAUACUUUUAGCUUCCCUCAUUUAUCUAUAUCAAACGGGAUCUCUUGCACCAUUAAUACGAUUGCUUACUCAAGGAAUGCAGAGGGCAGCUGCUCCUCAACAAUUCAGACCACCUUUCAGGGCUGAGGAUGUUCAUGCUGCUGUGAGACUAGAAAACGAAAAUGCUGCUGCAGAAGACGGGCAACCUGGAGUCGAAAAUGAAAAUCAUCAAGUCAACAAUGGAGAUAGGCCAGUCGGUAACGAGCAUGUAGUGGAACCUGGAGGCGAGGCUGACAACCUCUGGUUCAGAAUUGUAAAAGAGAUCCAGAUUUUCUUCUUCGGGUUCAUUGCUUCACUUGUCCCUGGCUUUCACAACAUUGAUUAGACUGUGAAUAGUUAUUAGGUUCUAACCAUGGAGUGAACAAUGUCUACUGGAGAAAUGUAUGAUUCAGGAAGAGUCGCAUAAAGUUCUGGUUGAUACAAUACAGUCUUGUCUUUGCUGUUGGUAGAAUAGAAAGGUAAUUCAUUUAGGAUUUGUGAUUCGAUUCUUCAUAUAGUUUAGUUUUGAGGCUUUUGAUUUGCUGAGAGCUGCUCAUUGUUAGUUAUUGAAUUUGGACAGUAGAGUGUUACAUCUCUCCAUAACUGUGAAUUAAUAAUAUGAUUAAAAGCUGUUUCAGUGUGUU